AUGAACGAAAGCCAGAAUCCGAGGAAGCGGAAGGUGCUAUGUUUGGAAGACAAGGCCGCUAUCAUCGCUGCGGUUUCUAGAGGUGAGAAAAAGAAGGACGUUGCUUUGCGUUUCGGGAUCGCGCAGAGUUCACUGUCCACGAUUUUGAAAGAAAAGGAGAAGAUCAUGUCAAGUGUGGAGCGUGGUUCGAGCUCGCAACGGAAGAAAGUGAAGAGACCAUCCUACGAAGAAAUAGAGAAGGCCGCCUUCGCCUGGUUCUUGGACGUAAGGGCUAGGAACGUCCCAGUGAGUGGCGCCAUGCUUAUCCAGAAAGCCAAAGAUUUUGGGUGCAUGUUAGGGUGCGACGAUUUCAAGGCCAGUAACGGAUGGCUCCAGAACUUCAAGGCCAGACACCAAAUUGUUGGCAAAGUCACCAGCGGAGAGUCUGCGUCUGCAGAUGUGGCCAGCGCUGCAUCUUGGAAUGAGGAGUGCCUUCCCCACGUGCUAAGCAGUUUUGAUCCUGCCGACAUUUAUAACGCCGAUGAGAGUGGACUCUUUUUCCAAAUGUUACCGAAGAGGACGCUUGCUCUGAAGGGUGAAGCUUGUCAUGGAGGGAAGCAGAGCAAACUAAGAAUUACUGUUCUCAUGUGCACAAAUAUGGAUGGAAGUGACAAGCGUGCGCCACUUGUGAUAGGCUACAGCAAGAAGCCUCGCAGCUUUAGCAACGCUAAACGUCUCCCAGUUGAGUAUGUCUCCAAUAAGAAAGCAUGGAUGACACGAGACAUCUUCGCGCGGUGGCUACGGGACUUCGACGAGGACAUGCGGCGCAGGCAGAGGAAAAUUUGCCUGUUCUUGGACAACUGCACGGCUCAUCACGUUGAAGACCUUGUUCUGAGUAACAUAAAACUGCAGUACUUUCCGGCAAACUGCACCUCGGUCAUCCAGCCACUUGACCAAGGCGUAAUCAACAGCGUAAAGUGUGCGUACCGCAAUCGCGUUUUGUCCAAAAUGCUGUUGGAUAUCAGGUUGAACAGGAAUACGAAAGUGGACGUGUACCAAGCUGUUGAAAUGCUAGCUGCCUCGUGGGUAGCUACAAGCGCCAGCAUAAUCAGAAACUGCUUUCGAAAAGCAGGCUUCGUUCUCGACCAUGCAUUGGCAUCCCUUGACGACAGCCAGAACGCUGAAAGCAUUUCACCGGAACUUGUUCCAACGUGGCAGUCCCUAAGUGAAUUUUCCGACGUUGUCCCGGACGGGACGACGCUGGAUGACUACGUGAACAGUGAUGCCAGUGUCGUAGCCACGGAAGAGCUGGACGACGCGGAAAUCGUGCGUUCUGUUAGAGAUGGCGGCGGCAGUGACAUGGAGGACGGUGACGAAGCGCAACAAGAUGAAAUGUGCGAUGUUCCAUCGGGCACACAAGUGUUGGACGCCAUUGAUGUUUUGCGGCGCUACGCACUGGCGCAGCAGAAUAUAGAGCGGGCUGUGGAGGCCAUUUGGUCUUAUGAGCGGGUAGUGAUACCAGCUAUGCAACAGCAGUACCAGACGAAGAUGAGAUUAUUUUACGAAAUAAAAUUUUCAAAGUGA
Messenger RNA from Ornithodoros turicata, 1563 nucleotides. Its product is annotated as tigger transposable element-derived protein 6-like. The coding region runs from base 1 to 1563 and encodes 520 amino acids. Lineage: Eukaryota; Metazoa; Arthropoda; Arachnida; Ixodida; Argasidae. Gene Ontology annotation, molecular function: DNA binding. Gene Ontology annotation, cellular component: nucleus. The transcript has a single exon. The record is from RefSeq and is a predicted model, not a curated record.